This is a messenger RNA of Diorhabda carinulata, 3504 nucleotides long. RefSeq lists its product as uncharacterized. The transcript is spliced from 3 exons. NCBI's taxonomy places the organism in Eukaryota, Metazoa, Arthropoda, Insecta, Coleoptera, Chrysomelidae. The record is from RefSeq and is a predicted model, not a curated record. Gene Ontology annotation, molecular function: DNA binding. The coding region runs from base 587 to 1366 and encodes 259 amino acids. Gene Ontology annotation, cellular component: nucleosome. Gene Ontology annotation, biological process: nucleosome assembly.
UUGGAUUCAUACCUCAAUCCAACCCUUGGAUCACCCCUAGUGAUAGAAUUCGAAGCCAUGAGGAGGAGUAAACUUCCGCGGAAGACAUCCCCAUAAUAAGCGAAUAUUUUUGGCUUGGAGAACACGGUACCGGCUUCCAAACCGAGGUAUUCACCACUCGAACGUAAUUAUCUCAAUAGUCCUACAAGAACUGGUGCAAAAGUUAGGAACGCACCCACUUCAACUUCUUGUUUAUAAUUGUAUUAUUAUGAUUAUAAGUCAAGAAAUAGGUUAGUUGUCGAGUAUUGAUUAUUUAGGGAUAAAAGUUAUUAGAACGAUCGCGACGUUGCCAACUGUUUUUUAUACUUCAUUAAUUAAUACUUUAUUUAAAAUUUGGCUACUCGGCUUAACCACUUGAAGAUCUAAUAGAAAAUAAAAAAGAAGAUGAAGUUACAUUCUGAUACAUUUGACAGUACAUUUUGACGAACUGAUAUCGGUCAAAAAUUAUUAUUCUUAAAUGUCAAUAAGAUGAUUUAAAUUAAAUUUGUUAAUUCAACACGUUAUCUUGUUAAAUGUAGGUACAAAUUUUACGGGAGAAAAUUCAAAAAUGGGUAGCAGUCAAAGUAAAUUCAAACCGGAUCCUAACGAUGUUUGGUAUAGGGUCAAAGUUAGUUCGAAUCAACCGAAAUAUUUGGAAUGCGUUUUACAAGCAAUCGUAAAUCUCAAAGAACCUCACGGGUCUUCCCAAGGAAGAAUCAUCGAUUAUAUACAGGGCGUUAUAAAUGCUAAGCAAAUUCGUCCGAGACCGAGAAAUGUAGCGAUGCAAGUGAAAAGUGCUUUGAAAUACGCCGUAAUAAAUGGAUUGGUAAAACAACAAGGUGGAAAAUUCAUUAUGGCGUUAACUGAAAAGGAAUACGCGAUUUUUAAAGGAUUUAGGACAGAAAAUACGAUUAAAGAAAACGUUUCAACAUCGAGAAGCAAAAGUAAAUCAACGAGAAGUAGAAGAAGAAAAAGAAGAAGUAGUAUACAGAAUAGGCAUCGUAGUUGUAGUCGAUUAUCGGAUGACGAUGAAUAUUUCGACGAUAUUAAACCGAAAAAACGUAAAAAAUAUCACGAAUUCGAAUCGGACCUUAGUUCAGAUUAUGAUUUUCUAUCAGAAUCGAGUUCUAAUUCUAGUACCCAAAAUCUAAGGAAAUCUGAUAGUUAUAUAAAAAAGAAGAUUCAACAAAUUAAUAAAAAUAAAGUUGGUUUAAUUCAACGUCGCACUAACAGCGAAAAAAAUAUAGUCGCGUCUACUAGUACCAGUCGGGUACCCAAACCGAGCGCCUCCAGAGAAUCCACCAGUAAAACCAAACAAGAAGAAGCCGGUUCUAGUAAAGGAAAAUAGUUUAAUUUUUUUUUUUUUUUUUUCAAGAAAUGUGUAUAAACGUCAAGAAAAUUUAAUUAUUUCCAACAAAUUUUGUCGUUUUUUCCUCCAAACUCACUUUCUUCUUUCUUUUUUAAACCAAAUCAAUAUCGGAUAUUCUCGUACACUACAAGAAUAUUUGACAGCUGCGUGAAUCAAAAUAACCUAACUUAACCUACAAACGUAUUAUUUGGAAUUGUCCCUUGUCACUGGGGCUAAAAAUAAACCCAACUGAAAACGACAGUUAAGAAAUUUAACCAGAAAAGGAAACAAUCAAGUAAACCGAGUUUGGAGCUAAAAUAUCUUGUCUUUGUUGAAAUAAACACAUUGAAAUUAAAUGCCCAGGACGUGCUCCACUAAAUUACUAAAAAUCGUUACAUAAGUCACAUCUCUAAUUUUGGUGAUAGAUAGAUUAGGAUUCAAGGCCACCUUCGGCACGUACGAGAGUCAAAUAUAAACAAACCUUCAGAAAUUGAAGGUUAUUUGUAGGUGAUAUUUGUUGUCGUUAGAUGGAGACGUACAUCAAUUGGCUGAUCAAGUGAUUAAGUUCGGAGAGGGGUUCGUCCGUUGAGCAGCGCAUUAUCAUAAAGUUCCUCGUCUAUAAAAACGUCGAACCAGCCCAACAUCUCCCGAAAACUGCUACCGUUUCAUGGUUUAUAUUAAAGAUUUUGGAGCAAAUCAAACGCAUCCCUGUCGACUUCAUAUUUAAUGAAAACCUUCCACGUGUACGUGAGCUUCUCAAACAGUUUCAUAAAAACAUGGAAACGUCCAAUUAUGAGAAAAAUAUCAGUUCGGUUUCCAAAGUUACUGAAUAAUAAUUAUAACAACUACACGAGAAAAAGAAGAAGGAAAAAAAACGACCAAAAACUCGAUUGUUUGCAAGGAAAAUGUGUUGAAGAUUGAAGAGAUGUCCUACUAGUAGAUUCCUUUAGUAGACAUUAGCUCAUCAAAGCGAUCAAAAUACGCUUCAGUAUCAGCGCAAAAGAAGAGAUUGUCCUAUUCGCGAGCUGGUAGAACCGAACGCUCUAUCAUCCACACUUAUCCCCAUGUGAUUUUCACAUGUUUGAAAAUCUCAAAGAAGCAUUUAAAGGCGAUUAUAUAGACGACUUAUUUGUAAAAUGGUUGCUGUUUUUUGGAAAAUAAAUUUUGGCUCGUCUAUACUUGAUUUAUAACGAUAUAUAUUUGAUAUUUGACGUUACUCUAUAAAAAAAACAUCUAAAAGGAUUUAAACACGAUAUUAAUUAGAAAAAAACUCGAUAAAGGGAAUGUAACGUUCAAAAUUACAAAGAAACUACCAUUAAAUGCUAAUAGCGUCUUCCACAUAGAUAUACUUGCAAAUUUUGAUUCGAAAUUAAACUGUUUAUCGAUGAUCUGUUCUUGUAGUUGAAGGUCUUCCAUUAAACGGUUCAUCUUCUAUUUUUACUACGUAGCUGUGAUUUGCAGAAAAUCUUACAUGACACUGUUGUUCGAAAUUGAUGUCAUUGAUUUUUUGAACGGUUCCACAAAAUCAAUAAUUACUAACAACCUGUUCACCUAAAAUGGUUCAAAUUCGUACUACACGUCUGUCAUAUGUCAAUUUAUCGCCCCUCCAAUUCGCGUGCUUCCAGUGUUGCCAUAUCGAACGCUAUGUUCAUAGUCUCAAGCAUUAAGCUCUCGAAAGUUAUUCUGGGAAUGCUGUAGGCGCAAAAAUUACCAAGAAAACCUUUCAUUCGACCGCAACCUUUCUGUAAAUACAUUUACAAAUAAUAGUUCAAGGAUAUCAAAGAUACUUUCAGGAGUGGACCAUUCCAGUCCUAAUUAAACUGGAGCUAGCGGAAAUGAGAGGAGAUUCUGUGGGGAAGAGGAAGAAACACACCUAGUUAGGUCUUGUCAUUAAAAAAUAACGCAAAAAAUUAUUUAAAAGGAAGAUUUGGAGGGACCAGGCUUAAUUCCAGUGGAGAUAUUUUGGAAAUGGAGGCGAGCUAUAAAUGGGGGAAAAUAGACCUAGUCAACUUAACGUUCAACCCUGUUUAAUAUACAAGUUCAGAAUUAAUGCGUUAUAUUCGUCUACUUUAUUUACUAUUAUUUGUAUUUUGUGAAAAAAAAAUAUAAAUUUCUACAAUUACACUCUAAAUUCAAAA